AUGGGGAAGAGCAGGCGUCAGUUGACGUUUUUCUGGGCGCUCCUCGGCGUCGGUUUGUGUGCGGCGCUGUUUGAGGGAAGCCCCGGGGGUUCGGAGAGCGCUAGUCGCCCGUCACUCACAAGUGCGCGGGAUAUCUCGGUCUUUUCCUCUUCCCAGCAAACGCGUUUGCAAGCGAGAGCGCAAGAUAGUGGAGUGGAGCCGUUUUUCUCGCUGACGUUUGCUGCCGCGGAGGAAGUUGCGGGGAUCGGCGAGCAGGCGACAGCCGAGCUUGACGGCGGGCACGAGAGGGAAGCGGAAGACACCUCCGUGAACGCCAGCGUGGAUGAGUUCGCGGAUGUUGUUGUUGAAGAAGAUCCGUUUGCAGAAGGGAACGAGGACGCCUUGGAAUCGCUUCUCUCUGGCUUUAGGAGCCAGAAAGGGAAGGGCGAGGCCGACGGGCAAGCGGCGUCAGGCGACACCGGCCGCACGAGCGAGAGCGAGGCGAAGGACGUGGACAGAGAAGACGGCGAGGAAGACUUCUUUGAGGAGGUUCCAGUCGAAGGCGAGAGCGGCCGCGAUUUUUUCGUAGGGCCGAAAAAGAACAGCUGGCUAGAGAAAGUGAAGCGGUUUGCGAAGGGUCACAUGAUGCAGCAGCCAGACACUGCGCAGAUCAAACUGCCGCUGAAAGACACGCUGCAAGAGAAAGCCCUGAAAGCCAGUCAGGAAAAAGAAAAGAGACGGCAGAAGCGCAGAAAGAAACUCGCCAUCGAACGCCACAAGGAGGACCAGAAAGAGAAAUUCGACUCGUCAGUCGAACUGGCUGAAAAGGAAGCCGAAAACAAGAAGAUCAACAAGAUGUGGCAGAAGAUCGUCACUAUGUUCGAGAACCGGUUCUAG
This is a messenger RNA of Neospora caninum, 876 nucleotides long. RefSeq lists its product as hypothetical. The transcript has a single exon. The record is from RefSeq and is a predicted model, not a curated record. The coding region runs from base 1 to 876 and encodes 291 amino acids. NCBI's taxonomy places the organism in Eukaryota, Apicomplexa, Conoidasida, Eucoccidiorida, Sarcocystidae.